Dama dama (fallow deer) is the source of this 4686-nucleotide messenger RNA. RefSeq names its product calsyntenin 2 (gene CLSTN2). Gene Ontology annotation, cellular component: postsynaptic membrane; cell surface. Gene Ontology annotation, molecular function: amyloid-beta binding; calcium ion binding; X11-like protein binding. The transcript has 19 exons. The record is from RefSeq and is a predicted model, not a curated record. Gene Ontology annotation, biological process: positive regulation of synaptic transmission; homophilic cell-cell adhesion; positive regulation of synapse assembly. Bases 1 to 3705 code for a protein of 1234 amino acids. Lineage: Eukaryota; Metazoa; Chordata; Mammalia; Artiodactyla; Cervidae.
AUGGAUAGCUCAGCUCCACUCUGCGUGGUCUCUCAGCCUCCAGCAGGUCACCUCUUGGUUGACCUGGAAGAGGAAAAGAAAACAUGCAUGGUGGCUGUCCUACUGGCCAAAGCUAAUCAUGUGGAGAAUAUAUCCAAAGGGAAUGAAUUCAGGGGGCGCUCGCAGCACGCGCGCUCUCCAACUCUAGCGUGGGCCGGGCGCCCUCCCCAGACCAGGCGGCAUAGAACGUCCAGAGCCCGGGCCAAGGGCAGGACUCGCAGCAACGCCCCCGCGUGUCUCGGCGCGGAUGUCAGCUCCAAGGGCGUGGCGGGACCCGGCGCCCUGAGGCCCAGCGGGAGACGCUCAGGCUCCCGGGGACCACUUCUGAGGAAGCCAGUCAUCCCUCGAGGCAGUUAUUUGCAAGCCGGAGCGAGAAGGGUGCGGGGCCAGAGGGCUCCCCGCAGCCGCCCACCCGGCCCUCUGGGAGCCGAGUCCUGCCUGGAGCAGGAAAACUGGAGCAGGAGCGCCCCGAGAGCUCGAGGACGGCGGGGAAAGUUAGGGGCCGGGGGCGCCGAGCCGCCAGCUCACGGCCGCCGCCGGUGUCCGCGCCUCAUGAAUAUGCAGGAGCCGCCUCCCCCCGUCCGUGACGUCACGGGCCGUCCCGGGGUGAGCGACGGAGCCGCUCAGGCGAGCGAGCGAGCGAGCGGCGCGGCGACGGACACCGGAGACCGAGCGCGGCGGCUCCCGAAGCGCACCCAGCGGCAGGGCGAGGCGGCCCGCGGCCCGGCGCGCACCGGAAGGGGAGAGCCCGUGCGGGCAAUAGGCGGCGGCGGCGGCAGCGCAGACGCGGCGGCGGCGAGGAUGCUGACCGGGAGGCUGUGGGUGCCGCUCCUGCUGGCGCUGGGCGUGGGGAGCGGCAGCGGCGGCGGGGACAGCGGGCGGCGCCGCCUCCUCGCGGCUAAAGUGAACAAGCACAAGCCAUGGAUUGAGACUUCAUAUCACGGAGUCAUAACAGAGAACAACGACACAGUCAUUUUGGACCCACCAUUGGUCGCCCUGGAUAAAGAUGCACCAGUUCCUUUUGCAGGAGAAAUCUGUGCAUUCAAGAUACAUGGCCAGGAGUUGCCCUUUGAGGCCGUGGUGCUCAACAAGACAUCUGGAGAAGGCCGGCUCCGUGCCAAAAGCCCCAUCGACUGUGAGCUGCAGAAGGAGUACACGUUCAUCAUCCAGGCCUAUGACUGUGGCACAGGGCCCCGGGAGACAGCCUGGAAGAAGUCUCACAAGGCUGUGGUCCAUAUCCAGGUGAAGGACGUCAAUGAGUUUGCUCCCACCUUCAAAGAGCCGGCCUACAAGGCUAUUGUGACGGAGGGCAAGAUCUAUGACAGCAUCCUGCAAGUGGAGGCCAUCGAUGAAGACUGCUCCCCCCAGUAUAGCCAGAUUUGCAACUAUGAAAUUGUCACGACUGAUGUGCCUUUUGCCAUCGACAGGAAUGGCAACGUCAGAAACACGGAGAAGCUGAGCUAUGACAAGCAGCACCAGUAUGAGAUCCUAGUAACCGCCUACGACUGUGGACAGAAGCCCGCCGUGCAGGACACCCUGGUGCAGGUGGACGUGAAGCCAGUUUGCAAGCCUGGCUGGCAAGACUGGACCAAGAGGAUUGAGUACCAGCCUGGUUCAGGGAGCGUGCCCUUGUUCCCCAACAUCCACCUGGAGACGUGCGACGGGGCCGUGUCCUCCAUCCAGAUCACCACAGAGCUGCAGACCAACUACAUUGGGAAGGGCUGUGACCGGGAGACCUACUCUGAGAAGUCCCUUCAGAAAUUAUGUGGAGCCUCCUCUGGCAUCAUUGACCUCUUGCCAUCCCCCAGUGCUGCCACCAACUGGACCACAGGACUGCUGGUGGACAGCAGUGAAAUGAUCUUCAAGUUCGAUGGCAGGCAGGGUGCCAAGAUCCCUGAUGGAGUUGUGCCCAAGAACCUGACCGACCAGUUCACCAUCACCAUGUGGAUGAAGCACGGCCCCAGCCCUGGUGUGAGAGCCGAGAAGGAAACCAUCCUCUGCAACUCAGAUAAAACUGAGAUGAACCGGCAUCACUACGCGCUGUACGUGCACAACUGCCGCCUCGUCUUUCUCUUGCGCAAGGACUUUGACCAGGCAGACACCUUCCGCCCCGCGGAGUUCCACUGGAAGCUGGACCAGAUUUGUGACAAAGAAUGGCAUUACUAUGUCAUCAAUGUGGAGUUUCCUGUGGUCACCUUAUACAUGGAUGGAGCAACGUAUGAACCAUACCUGGUGACUAACGAUUGGCCCAUUCAUCCAUCUCACAUUGCCAUGCAACUGACAGUCGGCGCUUGUUGGCAAGGAGGAGAAGUCACCAAGCCACGCUUUGCUCAAUUCUUCCAUGGCAGCCUGGCCAGUCUCACCAUCCGCCCUGGCAAAAUGGACAGUCAGAAGGUGAUUUCCUGCCUGCAGGCCUGCAAGGAGGGGCUGGAUAUUAAUUCCCUGGAAAGCCUGGGCCAAGGAAUAAAGUAUCAUUUCAACCCCUCGCAGUCUGUCCUGGUGAUGGAAGGUGAUGACAUCGGAAAUAUCAACCGUGCCCUCCAGAAGGUCUCCUACAUCAACUCCAGGCAGUUCCCAACUGCGGGUGUGCGGCGCCUGAAAGUCUCUUCCAAAGUCCAGUGCUUUGGAGAAGAUGUGUGUAUCAGCAUCCCUGACAUGGAUGCCUACGUGAUGGUGCUGCAGGCAGUCGAGCCCCAGAUUACCCUCCACGGCACAGACCGCUUCUGGAGACCCGCUGCCCAGUUUCAAAGUACCAGAGGGGUGAUCCUCUUCCCUGACAUCAAGAUUGUGAGCACCUUUGCCAAAGCUGAGGCUCCCAGUGACUUGAAGACCACAGCCCCCAAAUCAGCAGUUUUAGAAGAAAUGCUUCACAACUUAGAUUUCUGUGACAUUUUAGUGCUGGGAGGGGACUUGGACCCCAGAGAGGAGUGCUUGGAGCUCAACCACAAUGAGCUCCACCAGCGACACCUGGACGCCACCAACUCCACAGCAGGUUACUCCAUCUACGGUGUGGGCUCCAUGAGUCGCUACGAGCAGGUGCUGCGUCACAUCCGUUACCGCAACUGGCGUCCAGCUGCCCUGGAGUCCCGGCGCUUCAGGAUCAAGUGCUCAGAACUCAACGGGCGCUACACUAGCAAUGAGUUCAACCUGGAGGUCAGUGUCCUCCAUGAGGUCAGAGUCUCGGACACUGAGCACGUCAACCACCUUAUCGCACAGCCACCCUUCCUCCAGUCCAUCCACCACCCGGAGUCCCAGACUAGCAUCCAGCACAGUUCAGUGGUCCCAAGCAUUGCCACAGUGGUCAUCAUCAUCUCCGUGUGCAUGCUAGUGUUUGUCGUGGCCAUGGGCGUGUACCGGGUCCGGAUCGCUCACCAGCACUUCAUCCAGGAGACUGAGGCUGCCAAGGAAGCAGAGAUGGACUGGGAUGAUUCUGCGCUCACUAUCACAGUCAACCCCAUGGAGAAACAUGGAGCCCCAGGGCGUGGGGAAGAGGAGACCGAGGAAGAGGAGGAGGAGGAAGAAGCGGAGGAAGACCUUAGCUCCAGCAGCAGCGAGUCGGCGGGCAGUGACGAGGAGGAGGAGGAAGGGUCGGGUAGGGGCAGACACGGUCAGAGUGGAGCCAAGAAAGCCCAGCUGGAGUGGGACGACUCCACCCUCCCCUACUAGUGCCCGGGGCCACGCCCACCCGCCUGUCCGUUUUGUAAGCCCCGCCCCGAUGUACGCCGCAGCCUAUCACAUGUCACCUCUGAUUUCCAUGAUGGUCCGCGCAGGCCUUCCCCAGCAUUCUGGAACCCACGUUUUACGCCCUGGGCUCAGCUCGUGUCCCAGUCCUGGGGCAGUUUCCAGAAGCCCAGCGUCAUCCUCAGUGGGAACUUCAGGGUGAACGUUUUCCUGUGACACCCACUUCUCUGGCCCAGGGCUCACCCAGCAUUCUGUUAACCAGAUCUGUGGGUUCUCUCUGUUUGGUCUUCCCAGUAGGGGAGAAGAUCAGCCUUUAUGUUGCUCCCCAACUUGGGGGCUCUGCGUCCCCAGGGCUCUUAAGUUCCAACCCACUGUGUGAGCGCGGACUCCAUGUUCUCUCCAAACAGUCUGGCAGAUUCUCCUCACCUGACUCUCUAGGCCGCUUCCUACAGGCAGGGUAGUCAGACUCCACACCCCGGAGGUCUAAGUCCUCUGCACGUCAAAGGAACAUCCUUACCCAGGUGGAAUUAAGUUUGCAGGACAGGUUUGCUUGGGCUCCCCUCACCCCACACACACAUCCGCUCUCUCAUUUUGGAGAGCCUUUUCCUUUGUUCUUCUUGAGGCCAUAGAAGCUUAUAUGAAAAGUCCAAAACCAAGAAUAGGUCCUUGGCCACAGCAGGGUCUGGUUCCUGCCAAAGUGCUCUGAAAAUCUGCCUUGCUGGCGGCCACUGAGACCCGCAGGGCUGCCCUGCUGGCAGCUCGCACCACAGGACACCAUGGAGACCAGAAAGCAUUCCACACAGCUACUGCCCCCGGCAGCAACUGAGACAGACCUACAACUGGGGAGCAGAAGGAAGGGCUGAGGAGAAGUACGGCUGGGCUGCAUGGUGGACACAGCUGCGUGAUGAGGGUGGCUGGGCCCUCCCAGGCCAGAAGGUGGCCCCAAAGUGGACAAGGCUCUCACCA